Messenger RNA from Alligator mississippiensis (American alligator), 1691 nucleotides. It is a transcript of the gene FAM227B, whose product is annotated as family with sequence similarity 227 member B. NCBI's taxonomy places the organism in Eukaryota, Metazoa, Chordata, Crocodylia, Alligatoridae. The transcript is spliced from 9 exons. Bases 108 to 1076 code for a protein of 322 amino acids. The record is from RefSeq and is a predicted model, not a curated record.
UGAGUUUAUCCUGAAGUUAAAAGGAUAGUAUUGACAACUUUUUUGCUGAACAUUGCUCUUUUUUUUUUUUUUAAGCUAUUACUACUCAGUGCAUUGACCCUGAAAGAAUGUCAACUCAAUCAGACAAGCUUAGAAAAUCUAAGGUUGCUAAAUACAUUCCUGAGAAAUCAAGUAAUAAAAAUGUAGAGAACUGUCACUACCCGGGUUUCAAGGUAAAACAGCUUUCAGAACUGCCGAGACACUUAGACGCUGCAGAUCUGUGGGACUUGGUUAUAAAAGCUCAAAAUUUCAAAAAAGCUGUCUUUAAAGUUUGGAGAAAGUUGUUUCUCUCAGAAGCGUCUAUUGCUGUUUUCCAGGAUUCUUUUUGGUGGUGGUUUCUUCAGCAAUUUAAGACUAAUCAGGAAGAUCAAGACCACUUAUUUGACAGAAUUGCAGACAGUUUUGUGGGACUUUUCCUGUGCGUUCCCAGGAAUACAAAAGAUGCAUUUUUUCAGGUGUACCCUGAUUGUUUGUCACAAGUCAUUUAUGUUGCUUUCUGUGAAGCAUUUCCAGAAUCCACUACAUAUUUUGGUGAUGAGUUCAAAGAUGAACUAGUAGAUCUAAUCUUUCAGUGGGUAUCAGGUCUAAAACCACAGAAAUUUGUUUGGAAAAAAUGGAAUCUAGAUUGCCUGAAGAAGACCACAGUAAAUGGUAAUGAGAAAGAUACUAUUACCAGGUCAACAGUUAAAGAGUCUAUCAAAUCUAAACCAGUCGUUCAAGGUUUGAGAUUUCAACUGGGAUUUUGUUGGGAAGAUCUAAUUGAAGGCAGAAAAAGCAUGUUUGCUUCAUCAACUGAAGAAAUAAAGGAAGACAGAAAACAUGCAGUAGCUGUGCCAAAAGAGUCAGAAACCAUAACAAAGUCCUGUUAUUUUGGACCAGGUCCACAUUUUCGUCGUGUUCUCUUCAGACUCGGUGGUCAAAGUCCUCUGAUAUCGUAUUAUCUUAAGAUGCAUGAAAUCACUAACGUAUCAAAUUCUUUGACAUAUAAGAUGAAGCGCACUGAAAUUUACAAACUACCAUAUCCUUUUGAGCUGUAAUCUGAGCUUUGCUUAUAAACUGUUCUUCUAAACAUUUAACUAAAAUAGUCUUAUCCAGCCAAAGAAAAUCUCACCCAUCCAUCUUGUUUUUCUUUUUCCAUUACGAUUAGGAUAGUUGGACAGUUUUCUGUUCUCUAGACUGAGACAGACCACAGUAAUGUAGAAUAUCUCAGCAAGGGGUUAGACCAAAACAGAAAAGUUUUGCUAUACAGAAUAAAGAUGUUACCCUGUAACAUAUGAUUUAGAAUGACUAAGUGAAGCUGAGCCUUAUCUUAGUAAAAUUGCUUUUAUCUCCUAAAUGUGCAUAUCGGCAAAGUCUGAACCAGAAAUAAAGAUCCAAAAUUUAGUGAAACUUAUGUUUAUAGUUGCCUUCAAGCUUCACAGAUUUGGUUGGUUGGUUUGUUUGUUUGUUUGCUUGUUUUAAACCUGAAUUAGUCCACCAGCUCUAAUCCCCUCCACAUUUUAAGGAAGUUCAGAUUCAGAUGUGAACCUUAGGAGAGUGCAUCUAUUGUGGGCUAACUACAGUUAUACGCUUAGCUUUUGUUUUCACAUUUAAAUUAAUAGAAAAUGAGGUUGUUUCUUGUUCUCUCUCGUAUGUUGUUUCCAGUUAGGUUU